AUGGCGGGGGCCGUGGUCUCAGAAGAUUGGUAUGCUAAGAGGAGUGCCGAGGUGUCCCGGCCGGUGGUUGUGAAGAAGCCGCGAAAGUUCGAGAAGUGGGUGCGGCGAUGGCGGAUGCCGUUUACAUUGGACAACUGGCGUUGGGGGUUGCAGGAGGCCUUGACAAUUUCGGUAUUGAUGUGGCCGUGUUGCGUGCCAAAGAUCGACCAAAUGUUCUUUAAUGGAAACUGUCGCUGGGUGGUCGCAUCGGCGACCCCCGUAAUUGAAGGGACGGCAGGGGGCACAACCCGUCGUAUGAUAGAUCGUGUCGCUGGGACGACCAUUGCGGGCAUUCUGGUUAUCAUUGCGAUUUCUGUGACUAUUGGAGUAAACUCGCAACGUUCAGAUGAUUGGUACUGCAUCUUAGCGCUGUACAUCCUCAUGUCCUUGUGUGGGUUUGUGUACAACUGGCUGUUGUUUGCCGUGCCCACACAUCCUCUUAUUGGUAUUACCGCGGCUUUCAUGACCCCUAUUAUUUUAUCAGGUUCCAUAUUUACCGGCAACGGCGUGUUCUACGCCUCUUGGCGGUCCAUCACCGUUUCCUUCGGUGUCAUCGUCUCUGGCGUCAUUUCACGUUACUUCCUUCCUCGGAGGGCGCGGGUGGACAUCAUCCAUGGCCUCUCCGACAUUAUGAUGCAUCUAUCCAACACUCUCGAGCCACUCGUGGAACUGGAAUCCGGACUAGUCGCCAAUGCCUCCUUCUUCAAACUUAAAAAUCAAGACUCAAUCGGACCCGCCACUCGGGGACCAACCAGUCGUGGCUGGGGCGACAGUGCCACCUUGGACGCGACUAAGUUGACGGGCAAAAUCAAAGUCACUGCAGAGAACUGGGAGGAGUUUAAGCAGGCAGUGUGGGAAAAGUUGGAGUUGUGUGGCAAGUUGACAAACGACCAGUUGGUGAUGGUCAAUGCGGCACGUACGGAAGUGUCUAUGCGUAAGAAAAACGCGUUCUUCCAAGAGGAGCAUCGGGAGGCGCUGGUCAAUAUUCGAACGCUCUUUUACCACGUGGCUUCUCUCUUCUUUCUCGUCGAGACCCAAAUUAUGGGUACCUCCGAAUUUGAAGAUGCCGAUCUUCUUGAGGAAAUCGAACACUGGUCACGCUUCGGCCUCCUCGACAUCGCUCGCGGACCAGAUAGCGAUGACGCUGGUGAAGAAAUGCCCCGCGGCCUCCUCGAACAUGCCCGAGCUAGCCGCCGAUCCACCUCCAGCUAUGAAGACCAGACCCAGCACGCCUGCCACCCAUCCGUGAACCAACAGAUCUCCCUGCUCACGUCUAGACUUGAAGCACGUCGACGCCAGACUCAGGACCGAACCGAGGACCUAGGCAGCGGCGAGGCCGUCCCCCAAGGUGCCUCCCGCGGGGUUUCGGCCGGCCUCAUCUCGGCCGCCGAUUACGCCAACUUGGCGGAGGCCGCGCUCCAAGAACUGCAGCACUGCGGCACCUCGCCCGAGGGGGGCAUUUUCCCUGGCGGUGUUAUCUCCGGUGAUGCCCCCGGCUCUGGGGGUCCACCUGCCCCAUCAGGUGCGGCUGCCCCAUCAGGUGCGGCUGCCCCAUCAGGUGUCGCUCCGUCGGCUGCCCCGUCAGGUGUCGCUCCGUCAGCUGCCCCGUCAGGUGUCGCUCCGUCGGCUUCGGACACGGACAAGUCGCGAGUAGCAUCGUCUGCAUCUACGUUAGUUCGAGGUGUGGAACGUAAGGCAUUGAGUGCGAACGAACGAAUGAAGGCGGAUGUUAAUCCCACUGUUCGUUGGGUUAAGUUGUAUGGGCCGACAAUUAGCCUAAUGGUGCGUUGUAUAUGCAAAGCGUUGUCGGCGGCGGCUGAAGGCUUGCGUGAGAACACGUUUCCGGUAGAGGCUGAGUUGGCGAUGAAGAAGGCUGCAGAUGCGAUUGCUUUAUUCCACCGACAGCGGGCAGAACGACAACAAGCCACGGCAACUUUUGUGGAGUACGCAGUGCAUGGACGUAGCAGCUCGGACAUGGCUGAGGACGACCCGACAUUCGUAGCGCGCUUCGAACGGAUGUUGGGCAUUAGCAUUGACGAAUACGACGCUUUCUCCGAAGAAGGUCGAGCCGCCUUCUGGCAGAGCUAUUGGCUGUUGCGCGACAGACUCUCCACCUCAGACACCAACGUCAUGACUCUAUUUGUAGCCGUACGCACCGCCAUUGCCGCCGUUGAACGUCUGAUUCGUGUUCGACGAGCUAAACUCAGUCGCGGUGAAGACCUACACGACCAUCUCGACCUAGAACGUUUGGAGGCGCAACAACAAGCAGCACUCCACAAGGCUGGCGGUGUUGCCGGUUUCCGCAACUCCAUUUACGCAGACGUCGCCGACACACGCCGACUGAGCCGCUAA
Molecule: messenger RNA, 2391 nt
Organism: Gregarina niphandrodes
Lineage: Eukaryota; Apicomplexa; Conoidasida; Eugregarinorida; Gregarinidae
Product: aluminum activated malate transporter
Exons: 1
Coding region: 1-2391 (796 amino acids)
Source: RefSeq, a predicted model, not a curated record